GCGGUGCAUUGUGGGGGUAACGCUCGGCGCGUCCGCCAUUUUGUCGGUGUGUGCGGCGCGGUGAGAGAGGCUCCCGGACACGUCGCAGCCAUGUUAUCCGCCGCGCAGCUUCUGGAUGAGCUUAUGGGCCGGGACCGGAACCUGGCACCGGAUGAGAAGCGAAGCAACGUCCGCUGGGAUGACGACAGUGUGUGCAAGCAUUUUCUGUGCGAGUUCUGUCCGGCCGAGCUCUUCACAAACACCAGAUCCGAUUUGGGUCCUUGUGAAAAGAUCCACGACGAGAACCUUCGUAAACAGUAUGAGAAGAGCUCGCGUCACAUGAAGGUCGGCUAUGAACGGGAAUUCCUGCGCUAUUUGCAAAGCUUACUGGCCGAGGUGGAGCGCCGAAUCCGCAGGGGACAUGCACGGUUGGCUCUGUCUCAGAGUCAGCAAGCAUCCGGCUCUGUCGGGCCGGCGGGAAAGAAUGAGGAGAAAAUCCAAGUGCUGACUGAUAAGAUCGAAGCCUUGCUGCAACAGAUUGAGGAGCUUGGCUCAGAAGGAAAAGUAGAAGAAGCUCAGGGCAUGAUGAAACUUGUCGAACAGCUGAAGGAAGAACGGGAACUUCUCAAGUCUACGACGUCGACGAUUGAAAGCUUUGCAGCCCAGGAGAAGCAGAUGGAGGUGUGUGAGGUCUGCGGUGCCUUUCUAAUUGUCGGAGACGCUCAGUCCAGAGUGGAUGACCAUCUUAUGGGCAAGCAGCACAUGGGCUAUGCCAAAAUAAAGAACACGGUGGAGGAGUUAAAGGAAAAACUUAGGAAAAAGACGGAUGAGCCUGAACGGGAAGAUAGGUUAAAAAAGGAGAAAGACGAAAAAGACCGGGAAAAAGAUCGGGAAAAAGAGAAGGAACGUGAACGAGAAGAAAAGGAAAAGAAGCGGCGUAGAGAAGAAGAGGAGCGAGAAAAGGACAGAAACCGAGAGAAGGACAAGCGCAAAAGAAGCCGCUCCCGCAGCCGCAACUCCAGCAGAGCGUCGGAAAGGAGAAGUAGCCGGACACGUGACCACAAGAGAUCGCGGAGCAGGGAUAGGAGGAGAAGCAGAAGCAGAGAACGUCAGCGCAGCCGAAGUCACAACAGAACAGACCGGAAGCAUCGAUCUCCCAGCAAAGACAAGCGCCGAUCAAAAAGCAGAGAACGCAAGUCUUACAAACACAGGAGCAGAAGCCGGGACAGAGAGAGGCGAUCAAAAGAAAAAGAAAAAAGAAGCUCUGACGACAAAAAAAGCAAGUCCAGCAGUCGAGACAGACAGAGCGAAUCUCGCAAAUCUGACUCUAAGGAGUUGUCCACCCAGACCUCAGUGAAUGGGGCCAACGAGGGCGUAAAAUCUGAAGGUGACACUCAGUCCAAUUAAAACUGAUCUGAUUUGACCUCUGAUCAGUCAGAGGUAAGUGUUUGGUGCCUCACUUUCCAUAGCUCUUAUGUUUUGCUAGAAUGUAACGGUGCAGCGUAAGUAUGCACGGAUGAAGAGCGCUCUAGAAGAUGCCACUUGCCAUGAAAGGGAGGCUCAGUACUCCUGCAGAAUAAGUCGAGGUAUACCAUUUUAUGUAUUUGUAGUGACCCCCGCCCCCUUCCCCCCCCCCUCCACGCCCGUCCAGUCUUCUGUCACCACACCGCGCCCUCUUGAUCAGACACGCGCCAUUCCCAGAUGUUGUCUUGAUGCUUGUCCUAGUUAACGCACACAGCGAAUGUGUCGAUUUUGAAUAAUUGGUUGGCCGUACCGGUCACUUUAAGGAGGCGCAAUUCUAUUUAAAGAAGAAAAAAAUAUAUAUAUAAAAAAAAAAAUCUGGAUGGCGUUAAAAAAAUAAGUCUAAAGAUGUGUCAUUGUGAGAUGUUUGGAGUCUUUGCCUUCCAUACUAAUGCAGUCUGUUCUCGAGAGCCUCGUAGCAUUGGAUUGAUGGAAGUGUAGGGUUUAUGAAUAAAUUCACCACCUCUCUGCCAAACCUCACUCAGCGUUGGUGUUGUAAGCGGGCCCCUGAAAAUGCCAAAUUAAAAAUCAAGGAUUCAGUCAUACUAAUCAGGUACUCUUGACAGGUACUCCUUUCUCUACCAAAAUCCAUGUUUUGAAUGAUGUUGCGUGCUAGCAUAAGCUUGAUAUACAUUUAUUUUAUUUUUUGUGUAUUUUCAUUUUUUUGUCUUUGUCUACAAAGCAAAGUCACAGAUUGUGUCUUUUUUAAUUUUUAUUCUAUUUCUUUUACAUGUUAGAGUUGUUGUUUCUGACAGUUUUAACAGUUUUGGAAAUUUUCUUUCGACUGUGUCUAGGGAUGCAGUGAUGUCAUUUAUACAAAAAUUCUAUUAACGAUUUUAAAUGCAAAUCUGUGCUCGCUAUAAAUGGGCCAUGUUACAUUCAGUGCAAGCUUUUACCGAGGUAUGUCUUUACAUUUUUCCUACCAAGUAGGAGAACGUUGCGUUCUGUUACCCAGGCAGUGUCAUUGGCUUUGACGGAAAAAGCGGAGAUUUCCAAAGUCGUUUCCUUAUUUUUUGAGACGAAUCCCUUUUUCUGCUCUAGCUGACUUUGCAUGAAGGUGGUUAGGGUUUGGGGGACAGCGCUAGACCCAGAUUAGACCGUUUUGCCUUCAAUGAGAGUUUUUUUAAAUUUAUUAUUAUUAUUAUUAUUGGCAAUUAAUUGUUUUUUUUUAUUUUUAUUUCUCUGCGCAUUUUACCAGAUAGGACGUCGUGCUGAAGACGAAGAGCCGACCCUUCUCUCUUUCUCCACCCGUACCCUCCCAAGAUGUCUUAAUCGAAGAUCUACUUUAUAUGAGGUGACCGAAACCUGUAUAGAGAAUUAAAACAAAAAAAAAAAAAAAAAACACACACACAAAAAUUUAGCAG
Bufo bufo (common toad) is the source of this 2864-nucleotide messenger RNA. RefSeq names its product LUC7 like 3 pre-mRNA splicing factor (gene LUC7L3). The record is from RefSeq and is a predicted model, not a curated record. The coding region runs from base 91 to 1386 and encodes 431 amino acids. Gene Ontology annotation, molecular function: mRNA binding. Gene Ontology annotation, cellular component: U2-type prespliceosome; U1 snRNP. The transcript has 10 exons. NCBI's taxonomy places the organism in Eukaryota, Metazoa, Chordata, Amphibia, Anura, Bufonidae. Gene Ontology annotation, biological process: mRNA splice site recognition.